Fundulus heteroclitus (mummichog) is the source of this 2530-nucleotide messenger RNA. RefSeq names its product hexokinase-2-like. Gene Ontology annotation, biological process: glucose 6-phosphate metabolic process; glycolytic process; intracellular glucose homeostasis. Gene Ontology annotation, cellular component: cytosol; mitochondrion. The record is from RefSeq and is a predicted model, not a curated record. Gene Ontology annotation, molecular function: fructokinase activity; mannokinase activity; ATP binding. Lineage: Eukaryota; Metazoa; Chordata; Actinopteri; Cyprinodontiformes; Fundulidae.
GUUUGAGAAGAUGAUAAGUGGGAUGUACAUGGGGGAGCUGGUGCGUCUCAUCUUGGUCAAGAUGGCCAGAGAUCAACUGUUGUUCCAGGGAAACAUUACGCCAGAGCUUCUGACCACUGGACACUUCAGCACCAACUACAUCUACACUAUCGAGAGUGACAAAGAUGAAGAAGGUCUGGCAAGCGCUGAGAAGGUGCUCCGUGACAUGGGUCUGGACCCGAGCGCCGAAGACUGCGCCGCUACUCGGAGGAUUUGUCAGAUCGUGUCUACUCGGGCCGCACGCUUGUGUGCCACCAGUCUGGCAGCAGUGAUGCGACAGAUCCGGGAUAACAAAGCAGCCGAAAAGUUGCGCAUCACCAUCGGAGUAGAUGGCUCCGUUUACAAGAACCAUCCAAAAUUUUCCAGGAGGCUCAACAAAAUGGUGCGGCGCCUUGUGCCAGACUGUGACGUGCGCUUCUUGCAGUCCCAGCAUGGCAGCGGCAAAGGGGCCGCCAUGGUUACAGCGGUGGCCUACCGUCUCGCCGCUCAGCAGGCCGAGCGGCAGCGCAUCCUUGACACCCUGCGUUUGAGUCGGGAGCAGCUCUUCGAGGUGAAGAGGAGAAUGACGGAAGAGAUGGCACGAGGCCUGUCGAAGCAAACGCAUGACCAAACAAGCGUCAAGAUGCUUCCGACGUAUGUCAGAUCCACCCCGGACGGAACAGAGCAAGGAGAUUUCUUGGCUUUAGACCUUGGUGGAUCCAGUUUUCGUGUUCUUCUUGUUCGGCUGAGACAUGAAAAGAAGCUAAAAGUGAAUAUGCACCAGAAGAUCUAUAGUAUCGACCAGGAGACCAUGCAAGGCACAGGGGAAGAGCUCUUCAACCAUAUUGUGUACUGCAUUGCUGACUUCUUGGACUACAUGGGAAUGAGAGGAGCAUCCUUACCUCUGGGAUUUACAUUCUCUUUCCCAUGUGAUCAAACCAAACUGGAUGAGGGCAUUCUUCUGAAGUGGACAAAGGGUUUCAAAGCCAGCGGCUGUGAGGGGAAAGAUGUCGUUAAGUUGCUUAAAGAGGCUGUCCAGCGCAAACAGAAAUUUGACUUGAACUUUGUGGCGGUGGUUAAUGACACAGUUGGAACCAUGAUGACCUGUGCCUAUGAGGACCCCAGAUGUGAGGUGGGCCUUAUUGUAGGCACAGGAACCAAUGCCUGCUACAUGGAGGAAAUGCAAAACAUCGAAACAGUGGAGGGGAACGAAGGCCGCAUGUGUGUCAAUGUGGAGUGGGGAGCAUUUGGUGAAAAUGGUGAACUGGACGACUUUUGCACGGAGUUUGAUCAUGCUGUCGAUGAAUGCUCCAACUAUCCAGGGAAACAGAGGUAUGAGAAGCUGAUCAGUGGCAUGUACCUUGGAGAGAUAGUGAGGAAUGUGCUACUGGAUUUCACCGCUAAGGGUCUGCUGUUCAGAGGCAAAAUGUCAGAGCGGCUAAAGACACGGGGCAUCUUCGAGACCAAGUUUUUGUCACAAAUUGAAAGCGACCGUCUGGCCAUGCGUCAGGUCCGCUCCAUCCUGCAGCACCUGGGCCUCACCGGGUCCACGUGUGAUGACAGCGUUCUGGUGAAGGAGGUGUGCAGCGUUGUCGCUCGCCGUGCAGCCCAGCUCUGUGGCGCCGGUUUAGCAGCCCUUGUUGACAAGAUACGGCAGAACCGCAACCAGAAUCAGCUCUCCAUCACCGUGGGAGUGGACGGCACCCUUUACAAGACGCACCCUCAUUUCUCCAGCAUCAUGCAGGAAACCCUGCAGGAUUUGGCCCCACAGUGUGAGGUGACUUUCCUCAAGUCGGAGGAUGGCAGCGGGAAAGGAGCAGCGCUCAUCACAGCUGUGGCCUGUAGAUUCAAGAGCGAGAAGCUGCUAUGAAUCCACUGGACGAGAGCGGAGCUGCAAGGGGUUUCUUCCUUUGGGUCGACACAUACUGUGCAGUCCAUCAAUAUUCUGUAGUUUAGAGUUUUCUGCAUGUUUAUCCCAUGUAGGUGUCUGAGUUUUAUGGUAUGACGCGAUGCUGUGCCGGAAGUUGGGUGUAAAUUAAGCUCAGAACUCACAGCUCUGCUGUGUGUGGUAAUGAAUCUACACCUUGAGUCAGACUUUACUGUUACGAGCAUUGGACCUUUGUUUUUUUUAACACUCCCCAAUUGUCUUUUAUUUUUAUACCCACAUUGUAGUUGUUUUGUGAGUCAACUUUGAAUAAUUCGACUUUUAGCAAAUUUACAGUAUGAUGAGUUCAGAAAAACCCUUUAAUAGACCAAAGAUGAGCAGAUCAGGACAUGAAGCAGCUAUUUUAGUAUCUCUUUGAUAACUUUAAGUUUUAAAAGAAUUUCACAUUGAAUGUUAGAAGGUACGCACAAAAAUGUUUUUUUUAAGCCAUUUUGGGGGUGUUGUGUUUUAAAAUUGUACCGUUGGCCACAGGUAGGCCUGUCACGAUAACAGAUUUUGCUGGCCCAUAAAUCUUCUGAAAAAUUAUCGCGAUAAACCACAAUAUUGUCAUUUGGAGACAUUUUUCAG